Sporothrix schenckii 1099-18 is the source of this 2256-nucleotide messenger RNA. RefSeq lists its product as uncharacterized. The transcript has 2 exons. The record is from RefSeq and is a predicted model, not a curated record. The coding region runs from base 1 to 2256 and encodes 751 amino acids. Gene Ontology annotation, cellular component: mitochondrion. Lineage: Eukaryota; Fungi; Ascomycota; Sordariomycetes; Ophiostomatales; Ophiostomataceae.
AUGCCUCCCGUUGGAGGAGCCUCACGGGCUUGGCUUAGAACAGUCUUCGCUAUUGACAAUAAGGUCCUCUCCACUCUACCUGGUCCGCCGCCUGUUUUUCUUUGCCCAUUGGUGUUGCGAACCUCGACUAUAGCAGCAUUAACGCAGCCGCCACGACAAUCUGGGAAUUGGCCACGGGCUUUACGCGGACGUCGAUACAUAUCCGGGUUAUCCGCUGCGGCUGUCGACACUAUACCAAAAACUCUUGGAGACAUCUCAUCGGGCGCAACACCGGAGGAAGGUUCAUCGGGAACCAGAGUGCCAAAACGGUUGCCCAGUCAGUGCCCGGGGUGUGGUGCAUUUUCACAAACGACACACGCCGACCAGCCAGGGUUUUAUGACCUUGGACGGCAAUCGACAAUGGUAUACCUAGGACUUCAUCCCAGGAAUACUCCACGCGUACGCAAAGAAGAUGUGGUAGUCCAGGAAGCACUGCGCUGGUUGGAAGUCGAAAACGGAUACGAGGAUGCCCGCUUCAACAACCUCUUGCGCCAACAAGAAGGGGGAUCGAAACAUACCGGUAUUACAGCUGCCCGUCAAGAUGAGAAUACAACGAUUCUGUGUGUCCGCUGCCAUGAUCUACUCCACCACGGCUCUGGUACUCCAAUUCACCACCCAGAUAUCAAUGCCAUUCGCGAAACUAUUGCCGAAUCCCAUUACAAGUAUAAUCAUGUAUACCACGUUCUUGACGCCGCCGACUUCCCCAUGUCACUCUUGCCACGGAUAAAUAACCUUCUUGACACUAUGCCAUUACGUUCACGCAACCGCCGGUCGCAAUCUGGCAAGUUCUUUGGCAGCCGUCUAACGGAACUCAGUUUUGUCAUUACACGGUCAGACCUUUUUGCACCACGGCGAGACCAGGUAGACAGGUUAAUGCCUUGGAUCCGGGACACUUUGCGAGAUGCACUUGGUCGUCUUGGCCGCAGGGUGCGCCUUGGCAACGUGCAUUGCGUUAGCGCCCGACGCAACUGGUGGACAAGCGAGCUCAGAGAAGAAAUAUGGAAACGAGGCGGCGCGAACUGGCUUGUUGGGAAAGCGAACGUUGGUAAGAGCUAUUUGGUACAUCACGUUUUCCCAAAGGGCCGCAUGGACGCUGUGGAAGACAAGAAGCCGCUUCUCCUCAUGCGGAAGUCAAACACUGGUCGGUAUGAUUUAUAUUCUGGUCAUACAGGCGAGGCUGGACUUUACGAUGCAAGUCGCGAUACGGACCUUGAUAGCAGCACUAACGAGGAAACAUUACUACCCCCAAGACCGCCCGAGACCAACUAUCCGCAAAUGCCAGUGGUUUCUACGCUACCUGGCACGACAGCGUCGCCCAUUCGCAUCCCAUUUGGAAGCGGGAAAGGCGAACUGAUCGAUCUUCCUGGCCUGGAACGAACAGCUCUAUUUGACUAUGUGGAAGAAAGUCACAAGAACUCUCUUGUCAUGAAGACUUAUGCAAAGCCAAAACAGAUCGUUCUUAAGGGCCCCUGGCAGUCACUCUUACUCGGAGGAUUCAUCCGCAUUACCCCGCGAACUCCGAAUCUCGUUUUUUUGGCGUACAACUUUUCCCCCUUGCGAGAGCACAAGACGAUGACUGAAAAGGCCAUAGCCAUCCAGACACAGACAAGCGAGCUGAAUGUGGAAAACAUUGCUGUUGCUAACGCAGCGGAAAAUAUCUCACUCGCCGGGUCCUUCCAGCUAAAAUACGACGUUACCAAGCUUCGUGCUGGCCCAAUCACACGAAAAGAUGCGGCUAAUAUCCGUGUCGAACGCCUUCCAUACCGGGUCGUAUCCCUUGACCUCUUAAUCGAAGGCUGUGGCUGGGUCGAAAUUGUAGCGCAGGUGCGCACCCAGGAUUUGUUCUCUGAAAGAACGAGUAGACGGCCGGAGGCGAUGGCCGAGACACAGGCAACCAAUACGACUGAGAUACUUCAGACGCUUGAUCUCUCCGAACCCGAAGUGGCCGAGCACACCGACACCAUAAUGGACACAGGCGAGACAGUCGGCGAAAAGGAAAGAAAGGCUGGGGGUCACCAUGGUCAAAUUCAAUGGCCCAUCAUCGAUGUCUACAGUCCCGGUGGGAAGUUCGUCGGAUCACGAAGGCCACUUAAUGCAUGGCUCCUAGCUCAGCCGAAAGCAUCAACCAAAAGAAAGAGAACGCGCGCUCGACCGAAAAUGAGCCUCAAGGGUGCAAAAAAGCGAGAUAAGGCUUCGAUGCGUGCAUUAGGUCAGUGA